This is a messenger RNA of Trematomus bernacchii (emerald rockcod), 5403 nucleotides long. Its product is annotated as dolichyl-diphosphooligosaccharide--protein glycosyltransferase subunit STT3B. The transcript has 16 exons. Gene Ontology annotation, biological process: post-translational protein modification. The record is from RefSeq and is a predicted model, not a curated record. Lineage: Eukaryota; Metazoa; Chordata; Actinopteri; Perciformes; Nototheniidae. The coding region runs from base 252 to 2672 and encodes 806 amino acids. Gene Ontology annotation, molecular function: dolichyl-diphosphooligosaccharide-protein glycotransferase activity. Gene Ontology annotation, cellular component: membrane.
UCGUGAAGCGAAUUGACUGUUGCAGGCUCGGUAUGUGGCGCAUGAGUAUGCGUUUCGGGAUGUAACGGCUGUUUCUCGGAGUACUCUCACUGAAUUAAAACAUAUUUAUAUAUCAGGGUGGCUCAGAAGAUAGGAAACCUAAGAAGAGCGGACACAAACUAAGGGAGUUUACGACAGCGCGGAGUGGAGGGAGACACGGGAGCGUGGCAGGAGGGACGACCUAGCAAAUCCAACCGACACCGCACGCAGAAAUGGCGGAGCACCACGCAGCAGGCGACGGCAAGCACAAAGCGUCCACCAAUGCCGGUGGCUCGGUGCACGGGAACAGCCGACCCGGCGCCGCGGGUGGAGGAGGAGGAGGGGGGAAAGUAGGCCUGUCUGGUGGACUCACACAGCCGGCAGGGUGGCAGUCUUUACUCUCCUUUAGCAUUCUCUUCCUGGCCUGCCUGGCCGGAUUCAGCUCAAGACUUUUCGCGGUGAUCCGGUUCGAGAGCAUCAUCCACGAGUUUGAUCCAUGGUUCAAUUACAGAUCAACACACCAUCUCACCACAAAUGGAUUCUACGAGUUCCUCAACUGGUUCGAUGAAAGGGCUUGGUACCCCUUGGGCAGGAUCGUUGGUGGCACCGUUUACCCCGGGUUAAUGGUGACUGCCGGCCUCAUCCACUACGUGCUUAACCUGCUCCACAUCACCGUCCACAUCCGUGACGUAUGUGUCUUUUUGGCACCGGUGUUCAGCGGUCUGACCGCCAUCUCCACCUUCCUGCUGACGAAGGAGCUGUGGAACCAUGGUGCAGGGCUGCUGGCGGCCUGCUUCAUCGCCAUCGUCCCUGGCUAUAUCUCCCGCUCGGUUGCAGGCUCUUUCGACAAUGAGGGCAUCGCCAUCUUCGCCCUGCAAUUCACCUACUACCUCUGGGUGAAGUCGGUGAAGACGGGAUCUGUAUUCUGGGCUAUUGGCUGCUGUCUCUCAUACUUCUAUAUGGUGUCCGCAUGGGGAGGUUAUGUGUUCAUUAUCAACCUGAUUCCUCUGCACGUGUUUGUGCUGAUGCUGAUGCAACGCUACAGCAAAAGAGUCUACAUCGCUUACAGCACUUUCUACAUUGUGGGUCUUGUCCUGUCGAUGCAGAUCCCCUUUGUGGGCUUCCAGCCAAUCAGGACCAGCGAACACAUGGCUGCUGCCGGUGUGUUUGCACUUCUCCAAGCCUAUGCCUUUCUGCAGUACCUGAAAGACAGGCUGACCCGACAGGAGUUCCAGACGCUCUUCCUCCUCGGAGUGUCUCUUGCCGCCGGCGUGGUCUUCCUCACCGUCAUCUAUCUCACUUACACAGGAUACAUUGCUCCGUGGAGUGGUCGUUUCUACUCUCUCUGGGACACCGGCUAUGCUAAGAUCCACAUCCCCAUCAUAGCGUCAGUGUCGGAGCACCAGCCCACCACCUGGGUCUCCUUCUUCUUCGACCUCCACAUCCUGGUCUGCACCUUCCCAGCAGGCCUCUGGUUCUGCAUCAAGAACAUCAACGAUGAACGAGUGUUUGUGGCCCUGUAUGCCAUCAGCGCGGUGUACUUUGCCGGUGUGAUGGUGCGCCUGAUGCUGACACUGACUCCGGUGGUGUGCAUGCUGUCUGCCGUGGCUUUCUCCAGCGUCUUUGAGCAUUACAUGGGAGACGACACGAAGAGAGAGAAACCCCCCGCUGAAGACAGCAGCGACGAGGACGACAAGAGGAAUUCUGGGAACCUUUAUGACAAGGCGGGUAAGGUGCGUAAACAUGUGUCGGAGCAGGAGAAGGCAGAGGAGGGUCUGGGUCCAAACAUCAAGUCCAUCGUCACCAUGCUCAUGCUGAUGCUGCUCAUGAUGUUCGCGGUCCACUGCACAUGGGUCACCAGCAACGCCUACUCCAGCCCCAGCGUGGUGCUCGCCUCCUACAACAACGACGGGACCCGCAACAUCCUGGAUGACUUCAGGGAGGCGUACUAUUGGCUGAGGCAGAACACGGAAGAGAACGCUCGCGUCAUGUCGUGGUGGGACUACGGAUACCAGAUAGCGGGAAUGGCCAACAGGACCACACUAGUAGAUAAUAACACGUGGAACAACAGCCACAUAGCCCUGGUGGGGAAAGCCAUGUCUUCCAACGAGAGCGCAGCCUACCAGAUCAUGAGGUCGCUGGAUGUGGACUACGUGCUGAUCAUUUUCGGAGGUGUAAUCGGUUACUCAGGUGACGACAUAAACAAGUUCCUGUGGAUGGUGAGGAUAGCAGAGGGAGAGCACCCCAAGGACAUCAGGGAGAGCGACUACUUCACCCCUCAGGGAGAGUUCAGAGUGGACAAAGCCGGUUCACCAACUCUGCUCAACUGCCUCAUGUACAAGAUGUCCUAUUACCGAUUUGGUGAAAUGCAGCUGGACUUCCGGACGCCUCCCGGCUUCGACCGGACACGCAACGCCGAGAUCGGCAACAAGGACAUCAAGUUCAAGCACCUGGAGGAGGCGUUCACCUCGGAGCACUGGCUGGUGAGGAUCUACAAGGUGAAGAAGCUGGAGAACCGGGAGCCGCUGGAGCACAAGCUGCGCAGCGUGGUGUCCAGGCAGAAGUUCACCUCCAAAAAGACGGCCAAGAGGAAGCGUGGACACAUCAAGAACAAGCUUGCCCUGAGGAAAGGCAAGAAACUGCAAAAAAAAUAAUGGUGACGAUGAACUCUUCUAGGAAAACAAACAACUGCGAAGAAACCUCCAACAACCAAUGAAGAAGAACACAGGGGCCACUUAUCUGGACCUUGGUCUCCAGCGCUUCUCAUUAGAGCGCCCCCGUGUGUUGAGGAAGUGUAACCUCUGGCUAGCUCCAGAACUGUUGUCCGUUUUAUCCUGAGGAUCUUUGUCUUGCUUUUUUCCCCCCCCCCCCGUUUUGUUCUUUCUUCUUUUUGUUUUAUUACUUUGUACUUGAAUGUGUGGCGAGGCAUAGGGCUGCUCUGCUUGGUUCGGCGUCGAUAAUUUUUUUGUGGUACGUUUAAUUAACUGCUUAUCAGUGCGGGGAUCGGGGGUGUGAAGGGGGAAACGAAAGAAGACUGGGAACAUUUGCACCAAAGACCCAUCGACCUUGCUCCAUGGCACAUGUGAACUCAUUACUGAGAGUGAGGACGCGCGGGGGGGGGGAAAGCUGAGGACUUGUUCCUGACACGUGUACAGAGGACAGUAUGCGGCAUGGAGGAACGCCGCCGUCUGUUAUAUGAACCUUUUUAUCAUCGUCCUCUCCUUUACGUCUGCCUGGCUCCCCGACCUUCUUUUUCAACAAAUUCUUUAGAAAACAAAUUGGCCUAAUGUGUACAUAUGUUAUGUAAAGAAUAAGUCUAAAAAGGAUGAUAAUAUAUUGGAUUAUUGUGGUGAUUUUUAAAUAGGCAGUUGUCAGUUUUUCUCUUAAGUUCUUUAUGUGAUUGUUCUUUUGAUUUCUUUUUGUUUUGUAUGACUGCAAAUAGAACAGUGAAUGCAAUAAUUCUUGUACAAAGGGGCUUGAGAUUUUGUUGGAAGAAUGAAUGUGAAUUUUUACAAUGUUCCCCCUUCACAUCUCCCUUUUUUCAUGAAUUGCAUAGAUUGUACAUUUCUGCUGCUAGGGUUUUUAAAGACGGAAGCAAGCAACUGUGUGUAAAAAGUAGUGAUAAUGAAUUAGGCUUCCCUUCCUGCAGAGGGAGCUCUCUAGUUGAACGUGCAGAGCCUAGUGCCUCAUCGCCGGUCACCAUCGCCUCGGUCCUCUGGGACUCUGGUAGUUUUUCUUUCAGCUCAUCAUAUCUCUUGAGUACUCUCACCAAACUGAGGCGUUGGCAGUGACUGGUGAACUGUGAAGGGGUUAGUUAGUUAGUUAGUUAGUUAGUUAGUUAGUUAGUUAGUACACAGGCACUGAAACUGAGACUAGAGAAGAGCAGAGGUCAGGAGACGCUUCAUCACUUUCUGUGACUGCGUGGCUCUGUGCUUUUUAGAGCUGUGUCCUCAUGUCCAUACUGCAUACAAGUCUAAAAAGGUUUGGUUAAUUCACACUAUAGUCGACCAUUAUUCUCAAAUGAUCCAAUAAACAAUUAGGCUGCAACCAAGGAUUAUUUUCAUCAUUGUAUCUGCUGAUCAUUUUUUCUCAAUUCGUUUUUUUGUACAUAAAAUGUUAAUUUCUCAAGAGCCCGAUGGGAUUUCAUUCUACUGCAUUUUUGUCUUGACCAACUGCCAUAACCCCUAAAAUCAUUUCAAAUUUAGAAAAACAGAGAAAGGUUGCUUGAAAAAGCCAAAAUAAGUAGCUUUUUGCUUGAAAGAUGCAUCACACUGCAUCCUACAAUUCCCAUGAUGCACCCCGAACGCUUUUUAUGAAUAGACUUCUCAUCCACAAUUUGUAACACAAAUUUGGAGUGAGAAAAAUUAAAUUAAAUCUGAUGAUACAAUUGCUUCAUGUGUAAAAUUAGCCCAACUGACUAAUUAAAAUUCUAGUAAUCAUAUUAGAUGUGAUGCAUUCAUCUGAAUAGUGUAGGUGGUGUAUAUUAUGUAAUAUGAGUAUAAAGUAGUACUGCAAACCAUCAUUUUAAUUGGUUGAUUAUUUUCUUAAUAAAUCCUUUCAUAAAACUUCACAUGGUAGAAAGAAAUGCUCAAUUUUCACAUCGGACAUAUCUGAUAUAACGUCAAAUAAAUGACAAAGUAGACCAAAUAAAUAAUUUACAAAGAUGCAGCUACUUGUGCUUUAAAAUAAUAACUUGAACACUAUUCCAAUAUAAAAAAGAUGUUACAUUUUCUUUCAGUUGACAUAUUAGUUAAAUAGUUCCAGCCAUAUAAGGUGCUUUAAAGUUUGGACACAGCUCUAAGGAGCGUAACCUUUGACCUGUUGUUCUGCGGGCACUGCAUUGUUUUUGUGUCUGUUGUAAACACUACAGGUGUUUAUGUAUGUGCACGCUUCAGUAACUUUCAUUUUUUAUCAAGUGACGCAUCAAAAGACUAACACAUCAUUGUUCUGUCACUUUCACAGAAAGGGGAUUUUUAUUACUAUAGGCUGUUUUUGUUUUUUUACACUUUUUGAAAACAUUUCUGAAUCGCUUUGUUCUUCUUUUCUUUGAUCAUCUCUGAAACUUGAGUGUCACCAUUUCAGACUUUUGACACAAUGCCACAUUUUUAUUCAGUCACACGAACGCCUAAAACUGAGUCCUGUCCUUCCUGUUUCUCAUUUGUCAAGAGAGGAGAGAGCUCAGACCAAGCCUUAAUGUGAUGUACAGUUUUUCGCCCUCUUAUGUUUUCAUUUUGUGUCGAUUAGCAGCGGCAGAGCGGUUCUUCCUCGCUAAGUUUUCUCGUUUCUUAGUAGCUCAGUGCCGUCUGUCCUAACACCGUUUGUUUGAAAGUUUACAUCUCCACAUGUUUCUGUUCAGCCAUCUUUAAAUAUACACUCUAAUGAAAA